AUGCCCCGCUAUUGCGCGGCCGUUUGCUGUAAGAACCGACGGGGACGGAGCAACAAGGACCGCAAGCUGAGUUUUUACCCGUUUCCUCUACAUGACAAAGAAAGACUUGAAAAAUGGUUAAAGAACAUGAAACGGGAUUCAUGGAUGCCCAGUAAAUACCAGUUCCUGUGCAGCGACCAUUUCACUCCUGACUCUCUUGACGUCAGAUGGGGGAUUCGGUACUUGAAACAAACUGCAAUUCCAACAAUAUUCUCUUUGCCUGAAGACAGUCAGGAAAAAGACCCUUCCAAAAACAACUGUCAGAAGAAAAAAAUAGAGUGUGAAAAAGAGGUGUGCCUUAAAGCCAAGUCACAAGAAUCAUUUGCAUCAGAAGAGCCGGCGAAAAGUGCAGUUAAUACAGGAGACCUCCCUGAACACGCAGAACCACUCCACUCUGCGUUGGGAAAGCCGCCAGCUCCAAAAGCAGGAAGUAUACCCAAUAGCAUGUUCACUCUUAAUCUAGUUAAACUGGAAGACACGGGAAAGCCAGAAUCCACCUUGGAAGCAUCAAUUAACCAAGACAUGGGUGGUUUUCACACCUCUUUUGAGAAUCUAAAUUCGACAACUGUUACUUUGACAACUUCAGAUUCAGAAAGCAUUCAGCAGUCUUUGGAAACCCAAGAAGUGCUUGAAAUAACUACCAAUCAUCUUGCUAACCCAGACGUUACAAAUAAUUCAGCGGAAAUUAAGUCAGCACAGGAAAAUUCAAUCUUACUCAGCACAAUUCCUCAAACGGUUGAAGAGUUAAACCCAAAUAAAGAACCUGUUAUUGCCAUUUAUGUACCCACAGAAAGUUCCAAACCCACCAUUAAUUCUUUGAUGCCUGUCCAAAAAGAAACUGAAGAAAUGGAAGACACAGACAGUGAAGACUCCUGUAAGGAGCUGGACUAUGGGACAGAGGUCUCACAACUGGAACAUUCUUACUGCAGACAGGACAUAAAUAAGGAGCAUCUUUGGCAGAAAGUCUGUAAGCUACAUUCAAAGAUUGCUCUUCUCGAGCUAAAAGAGCAACAGACUCUCGGGAGAUUGAAGUCUCUGGAAGCUCUUAUAAGGCAGCUGAAACAGGAGAACUGGCUCUCUGAAGAAAAGGUCAAGAUUAUUGAAAACCAUUUCACAACAUAUGAAGUUACUAUGCUAUAA
Messenger RNA from Pipistrellus nathusii (Nathusius's pipistrelle), 1179 nucleotides. The record is from the annotation of a GenBank genome assembly. Lineage: Eukaryota; Metazoa; Chordata; Mammalia; Chiroptera; Vespertilionidae.